Messenger RNA from Anolis carolinensis (green anole), 2867 nucleotides. RefSeq lists its product as uncharacterized. The transcript has 8 exons. Gene Ontology annotation, molecular function: signaling receptor activity. Gene Ontology annotation, cellular component: cell surface. The record is from RefSeq and is a predicted model, not a curated record. The coding region runs from base 947 to 2287 and encodes 446 amino acids. Lineage: Eukaryota; Metazoa; Chordata; Lepidosauria; Squamata; Anolidae.
GCAAAAUCUUAGUCAAUCUCGGGAAAACUUUUUUAAAAGCACUGACACAUACUCUCUACUCUCUCCAUGCUUGGAUAAGAAAAUGGCUUUUAUUUCAUUCCUGUUGGUUUAGGAAUAUUUUUUUAUCAAGUACUGUGAACUUUGUUAUCCAAACCAAUUUUUUUUAUUAUUUUUAAGUGUAUGCUUCUAAUUCUGGUUGGCAGAUCUUCUUAGACAAAUUAGAAUCCACAGAACUCAGGUCUGCCAACUAGGCAUGAUCUGCUCUGGACUUUAGAAGACUGUCUCAUGCUGAUCUACUGUAGCUUCUGUUUUAGGAAAUGAUGUUGCCUCACCCUGGUUACUUUAGGAAGGGUUGGCUUUUUAUGGUGCCCCCAACAACUUUAUUUUAUCGAAUUUACCCAGUGUGAGUAUUUUUUUCAGCCAAAAUUUCUUGAACUGAAGAAAUUGGGAGUAGGUUGAUGGGACAUUUGGCUGGUUGGUUGGAGUUCAAUGGGCUACAGUAGACCUUCCUCACUUCUUACUACAUGCAGCCACAGGUCAGAUAAUUGCUAUCCUUGCUUUAAACAAUGAGUUGCAUCACAUUUCUCAUAUUCAAGCAUCAUGCACACAGAGACACUUAUGUACAUGUAUAAAGAGAGAAAUACAUGGUCAUAGCACAGUCACCUCAUUCUGUAAUGCAAUGUUGCAAGAGAAAGAACUGGCCUUAUCUGUAACUAUUCAGCCCAAUGCUUUGUCUGCUAGGGAACAUCUGGAAAGCAAUUUCCCACAAUUUUGGCCAGACAACUCAUCAAUGCUAAAAUUAUGACAAUUUUUAGAAGUUCAUCCCACAGCAUUGCUGAACUGGAUGAAUAAGUGACAGACAAUGACAAAGGGAAAUUAUUUCCUUCCUGCAAGGGCAAAUUGAGUUGUACACUGGUCUGCAACCUAAAUUAUAUUCAGCUACACGAUGAUGGGAUUUUCGGGUCUCCAGCUAAGAUGCUUAAUAUUAACAGGCCUUUUUAUGUCUGGAGAAAUACACUCAUCUCCAGUGUCUGUAAGUCCUUACUUCGCAGACAACGCAAGAGGGAGCUCAGAAGAGGUGGUGCUAACACAAGGAAUGUCUCUCAGAAUAACUGCUUUCUGUGCCUAUCAAUAUUUACAAGGAGACAAGAUAUGGUGCAAAGAAACAGAGCAGAAGGAAUGCGAUCUUAACAAAUCUUUCAGCCUUUCAGAAUGGAAGUUUCUAUCUACUAUACCCAACCAAAAGAUCACAUUGGAGAGUCCAAGAAAUGGAUGCCUUUCUCUGUUCAUGACUGCUCUUGAAGUAGAAGAUUCAGGGACAUACUGGUUUGGACUUCUUGAUGGCUUGAAGAUGAUCUCUUCGAAGAAAAUUAAAGUGGUGGUUCAUGAAAAUCCUCUGGUGCCUACAAUGAUAUUCUCACCUCCAACCUCUAUGACUCCUUCCUCUGAAAGUCCUAACAAGUCAGGAAGGAGAUUACAAGAAGUGAUCAAGGUGCAAGGAGAAUCCCUCAUCAUGAAAGCUUUCUGUUCCCAACAACAUCAAUCAAAGAAGAUCUGGUGCAAAGGAGAUAUACUAAAGGAAUGUGAUCUUGACAAACCCGUAGGCAUCUCAGCAACAGGAUGGCAAUAUCUGACUCCUAAACCAAACCAAAAAGUUAUAUUAUUGGAUUCAGGAAAUGGCUGCAGUUAUUUUUUCAUAUCUGAUCUUCACAUGGACGAUUCAGGGAUAUAUUGGUUUGGGAUACUUGAGGAUCUGAAUAUUAUCCCUUUAAGAAAAUUCAAAGUGAUCGUUCAAAAGAGACAGAAAAAUAAUGGCAUUGUGGCAGUAACAAGUGAAGAUUAUCAAAGGCCAGAACCAAGCGUGACAAUUCCCAUCUCUUCUGAACCACAAGUUUACCAAGUUAUCUUGGUUCUGGGCUCCAUUGUGGUUGGCAUAACAAUUAUUGCAGCUCUCAUAUUAGUUGUCACGAUGCUCCUCAAAAGGAAAAUGAGAGCAGCUGAGGAGCUGAAUUUUGGUGAUGACCCAAACUGUAGAGUAAUAACAUUACAGAUCCAUGACGUCCAAGCUGCCAGACACUCUUCAAGCAAAGAAAUUAAUGCAAUAUAUGCCAUACCAAACAAGCCCAAAACAAGGAUAGAAGACGUCACAUAUGUCAACACAAAAUUUCCACAGAGGUCAAACAUCAUCAAACAUCACAGUGAACCACAUUGUGUGCUUCCAUCUCCUGGAUCUGUAGAGUAUGCAAACAUCAUAUUUGGAUCUAGAAUUCCACAUAUCAGGGACUAAAGACAGAGUGAAUCCUCUUUUAUAAAUUCCAGGGCUUAUUUGCUGAAAUGUGUGAGGUGAGUUUCUGUUUUAGAGAUAAAAUGAACAUUUGAGAUAUUCUAGCUUCUGUGUAGUGCUAUAUUGAUAUGAAGAGCUGCUAGGCUAAUCUGAAAGCCUGCAGGUCCACUAUCUUGAAUCAGUAUGUGAGCCAGUUUAUAUUAAGAAGUGCUUCUUAUCUCUAUGAAUUGGCCCUACCUUCAGGCAAAGCAAAGCAAUGCAUAAUGUCCUGCCAUUCUCGACCCUGGGCAUGCCUUUGUUGAAGGCCAGAACUGUCAUAAAGUCAGAUUUUCACCCCCUAAAUUAACUCACUGUCCUCAGGUCUUACUGAGGACAGUCCUAUUAACAAAACUGAAUAUAAUUGUUAGCCCAGCAUUUGUACAAAGAAUGCAUACUUGCAGAAUUCAGGUUUGGAAAGGGACCUUAGGUACUAUAUUUAAGCUUUGUAUUAUAGCUGUGCCUACUAAAGUUGAACAGAAGAGCUGUAUGUUAAAGCAUAAAACUAUAACAAAGGCAUCACCAGAAAUAAAAUCUAAUGUGAAAA